This is a messenger RNA of Mugil cephalus (flathead mullet), 1534 nucleotides long. It is a transcript of the gene psma2a, whose product is annotated as proteasome 20S subunit alpha 2a. Gene Ontology annotation, biological process: ubiquitin-dependent protein catabolic process. The record is from RefSeq and is a predicted model, not a curated record. Gene Ontology annotation, cellular component: proteasome core complex, alpha-subunit complex; proteasome core complex. NCBI's taxonomy places the organism in Eukaryota, Metazoa, Chordata, Actinopteri, Mugiliformes, Mugilidae. The transcript is spliced from 8 exons. Bases 65 to 769 code for a protein of 234 amino acids.
CUCCCAUAAGUGGAUGUGUAGCUCUCCACUCAACACCACCGAGUAGUAGACGAAGAAGAACAAGAUGGCGGAACGAGGCUACAGUUUCUCUCUCACCACAUUUAGCCCCUCCGGCAAACUGGUCCAGAUUGAAUAUGCCCUGGCAGCGGUAGCAGCAGGAGCCCCUUCAGUGGGCAUCAAAGCUUCCAAUGGUGUUGUCCUGGCAACAGAGAAGAAACAGAAGUCCAUCCUGUACGAUGAACAGAGUGUCCAUAAAGUGGAGCCUAUCACUAAACACAUAGGCAUGGUCUACAGCGGCAUGGGACCUGACUACAGGGUUUUAGUGCGACGAGCCCGGAAGCUGGCACAGCAGUACUUCCUGGUUUACCAGGAGCCAAUUCCCACAGGCCAGCUUGUCCAGAGAGUGGCCUCUGUUAUGCAGGAGUACACACAAUCUGGUGGCGUGCGCCCGUUUGGUGUGUCGUUGCUGAUAGCUGGAUGGGAUGAGGACCACCCCUACUUGUUCCAGUCAGAUCCUUCUGGUGCAUACUUCGCAUGGAAAGCCACAGCGAUGGGAAAGAACUACGUUAAUGGAAAAACAUUCCUUGAGAAAAGGUAUAAUAAUGAUCUGGAACUGGAAGAUGCCAUCCACACAGCCAUCCUCACACUGAAGGAAAGUUUUGAGGGCCAGAUGACGGAGGAGAACAUCGAGGUGGGGAUCUGCAAUGAGGCUGGCUUCAAAAGACUCACCCCUGCAGAGGUGAAAGACUACCUGGCAGCCAUUGCGUGAACACCCCCUGGUGACGGAGACUUUCUGGCCACAUUUCUACACAAAGACUCAACAGCGCAGUAGCCAUCGUCUCAUUUUGUUUUAUAAACCACGGUUAUUCUGAUGUGGCCUGACCACACUGUGACAAGGACAAACUGUUUCUGCCUCUAAAACAUGGUAGGAUCUCUGCUGUAAUAUCACCAUGCUCAAGAUUAUUAAUGCAAUCUUUUGCUAUUUGCGUGCACAGCUAACACGGCUGCCACUGACAAAAUACAAAUACAAUUGACUGAACUCCAGCAUUUGACAUACACACGUUAUAAUCAUAAAUUGGCUUGUGAAAUUUGGUCAUCGGCUACUGUGCACAAUGUAAAGGAAUGUGGUCUCUGAUGAGUAAAAUCUCAAGUCUUCCACUGAAUCCUAGUUCCCUCAUGGCUCAUUUCUCAAGAGGCAAUGCCCUGGGGGUACAAUUUAAGCACUGAUGCAUUAUGCAUUUACCCCAGAAAUCUCUUUGAAGAACAGGAGAUUUAUUCAUCUUAAAUGGCCAAACGCACUAGAAAGGAGCAUAUUAACAAAAAAAAAAAAAAAGAAGAAGAAGAAUGAUAAUGAUGGGAGCAAGUGAGGAGGAUCUAAUGGAAAGAUUUGAGAUUUUACAGUCAGGAUCUGGUCGCCUGUAAGGCAGUUUUACACGAUGUACUCCCUUUUUUUUUCAAGUUGGAAACAAAUGUUUGUAUUUUCUCUUCUGGUAUCUGUCACUUAUUCCAAUAAAAGACCAUGAGUCAAUGUUGA